This is a messenger RNA of Nymphaea colorata (pocket water lily), 1114 nucleotides long. Its product is annotated as transcription factor GHD7-like. NCBI's taxonomy places the organism in Eukaryota, Viridiplantae, Streptophyta, Magnoliopsida, Nymphaeales, Nymphaeaceae. The record is from RefSeq and is a predicted model, not a curated record. Gene Ontology annotation, cellular component: nucleus. The transcript is spliced from 2 exons. Gene Ontology annotation, molecular function: protein binding. Bases 110 to 781 code for a protein of 223 amino acids. Gene Ontology annotation, biological process: regulation of flower development.
ACCCACUGCACCUCCCCGGCUCCCCUUGACAAAGAGAGAGAGGAGGAGGAGGAGGAUUUGUCUCCAUUUCUUCUUCUUCUUCUGUGCUGCUGAGUCCCUUAGCUGAGACAUGAAUCCUCCAUUGCCGCCUCAUUCUAACCACCAUGACCUCGGCCAAGGCUCGCCGACCCAGCUAGGCCUUGACUUCAUGUGCCUCGGUGCACCCAACCUACAGUACCAACAAGACAACCCGGCGGAUCUGAGCCGGCCGGCGCCGGAAUUCCAUGAGUUCCAGCUCUUCCCACAUGAUGAGACGCCUAGUUUGCUCUUCCACACCACUUGGCAGCCCAGCAUGGACCAGGCCGUGGAACCGGCCGAACAGCUGCUGCUGCCGCCGAGCCGAGGGAGUUCGGACAACGCGGGCAAUUCGUUCAUGCGCCGGCUGACUUUAGAAGGUUGCUGCACUACAGACAGCUCUUGUGCGUCGCAGCCCAUGGAGUUCCCCCUUCAAGGACAGGCCUCUGGUUGCAGCAGCACAGCAACUACAGUUACAACUGAGGGCAGUGACGCGAGGAACACAAGUGAAGCCAUCUCUGCAACAGAGAGAGAAGCAAGAGUGUCAAGAUACAGAGAGAAGAGAAAAAGGAGGCAUUUCGCCAAGACGAUACGUUAUGCUUCCCGCAAGGCCUACGCCGAAACGAGGCCGAGAGUAAAGGGUCGAUUCGUGAAGAGCACAGAGGCUGAGGCAGUGGCACCACCCCAACAUUAUUCGAGGUUCGGUAUGGAAUGGUUCCAUCCUUAGUACCCUACAAAGCAGCCGUUCCAUUCUGAACUCUGAAUAGCUAGAAAGGAAAGGAAAGUAAUUCAGCUAUGCCACUCUCUAAGAGGGAAUUCUUCUCCCUUUCUGUUCACAAUGCAAUUAUUAUUGAUCACAAAGAAUUUGUUUUAUGUAACGAGGGGCGUGGUUUUGCGUGGUCUGUUUGUGCUUCCAUCAAGCUUCUGAUACUGGUUUUCUGGGGAAAACCUGUGGAGAGAUCGCCCUUUGGUUUCCCUCAAGAUUGAAGAAGUUCUUUUUUUGCCAAACAAAGUGUUCGGAAUCAAGAAAAAACGAAGGAUGGGGCAUUUUUCUGGAUAA